Leptosomus discolor (cuckoo roller) is the source of this 1021-nucleotide messenger RNA. RefSeq names its product regulator of calcineurin 3 (gene RCAN3). Gene Ontology annotation, molecular function: nucleic acid binding; calcium-dependent protein serine/threonine phosphatase regulator activity. Gene Ontology annotation, cellular component: nucleus; cytoplasm. Gene Ontology annotation, biological process: calcium-mediated signaling. NCBI's taxonomy places the organism in Eukaryota, Metazoa, Chordata, Aves, Leptosomiformes, Leptosomidae. The record is from RefSeq and is a predicted model, not a curated record.
CUGGAACACAGAGAAGAGUUGCUUAGGGUGAGCGAUGCUCAGAGAUACUAUGAAGUCCUGGAGCGACAGCCAGUCAGACCUCUACAGCAGUGACCAAGAAGAGGAAGAACAGAUGAUUUUUGGAGAAAAUGAAGACGAUUUGGAAGAGAUGAUGGAUUUAAGUGACUUGCCUACCUCACUCUUUGCUUGCAGUGUUCAUGAAGCUGUGUUUGAGGUACAGGAGGAAAAGGAAAGAUUUGAAGCACUUUUCACAGUCUACGAUAAUCAAGUGACGUUCCAGUUGUUUAAAAGCUUUAGAAGAGUCAGGAUAAACUUCAGCAAUCCAGAGGCGGCAGCGAGAGCACGGAUAGAACUGCACGAAACCGACUUCAGUGGGAAAAAGCUGAAGCUGUACUUUGCACAGGUACAGGUAUCCGGUGAAAUAGGCGACAAGUCCUACCUCCUUCCUCCACAGCCUGUUAAACAGUUCCUGAUAUCACCACCUGCAUCUCCACCAGUUGGAUGGAAACAGAGCGAAGAUGCAACCCCCCUGAUAAACUAUGACUUGCUUUGUGCUGUCUCCAAGUUGGGGCCAGGGGAAAAGUACGAGCUGCAUGCAGGGACAGAAUCGACCCCUAGUGUAGUUGUCCAUGUCUGCGAAAGUGAGACAGAAGAGGAAGAGGAAAUAAAAAAUCCCAAACAGAAGAUCAUGCAGACAAGGCGUCCUGAACCACCUGCCACAAUACUGAAUGAAUCUAAAGCAUUCGAUUGUACACUGGAGGUAGGGGGCACUAUGCACUGUUAAGUUGUGUGAUGCUCCAGAUAGUAUCAAAAACCAGACACUUACUGAGUUCCUGUGUUGCUGUCUGUACUGCUGCUAUAUGUCAUGUAUAGCGACAACAGAUUUUACUUGUAGUUGUCUCUCAUGGUCAAGAUUUUUGGAUGCCAAUGCUCUGACAAGCACUUUAAUUUUAGGGACUAGUCCCCUGAGUGUAGCAAAUCCACCUGACUUGAAAUAGUGAAAAAUAGGAAGUCUGGUUGU